Molecule: messenger RNA, 9252 nt
Organism: Sarcophilus harrisii (Tasmanian devil)
Lineage: Eukaryota; Metazoa; Chordata; Mammalia; Dasyuromorphia; Dasyuridae
Gene: ZBTB41
Product: zinc finger and BTB domain containing 41
Exons: 11
Coding region: 246-2990 (914 amino acids)
Biological process (GO): regulation of transcription by RNA polymerase II
Cellular component (GO): nucleus
Molecular function (GO): RNA polymerase II transcription regulatory region sequence-specific DNA binding; protein binding; DNA-binding transcription factor activity, RNA polymerase II-specific
Source: RefSeq, a predicted model, not a curated record
GGAAGAGGAAGGGGAAGGAGGGGCGGAGAGGUUGGUCGAACCCGGAAGUGGGUAGACACUGGGAGGGCAGCGCGCCUGUAGAGGAGCUCAGCGGCCGGGAGGCAGCGGAGGAGCUCCUAGGAGGCGACCAUGAAACCCUCCCUCACACUUCUCCAGAAGAUGUUAACCAAGAUUGAAGCUAGUUAUCCUUUUUAAGUCUCUUGAGACACUUAUGAAGCUUCUUGUCCUGAAAUUGCAUUAUUGCGAUGAAGAAAAGGAGAAAGGUUACUGCAAAUUUUGACGAGAAGAUCCAUCUGGGCCAUCAUAAAGAUUCAUCUGAUGGAAACAGUGCAGUGGAUAGUGACCAAGUGACGUUCAGUCAUUCUACGGAAGGAUCUACUCCUGAAGAUCUUCAGUGUUAUCAGCAACUUCCUCCCUCACCAGAUCAAAGAAAGCUUCUGAGUUCUUUGCAGUAUAAUAAGAAUUUAUUGAAAUAUUUAAAUGAUGAUCGACAGAAACAACCGUCUUUCUGUGAUUUACUCAUAAUUGUAGAAGGGAAAGAAUUUAGUGCACACAAAGUUGUUGUUGCUGUUGGCAGUAGUUAUUUUCAUGCGUGUUUGAGCAAAAAUCCAAGCACAGAUGUUGUCACUCUGGAUCAUGUAACUCAUUCUGUUUUUCAGCAUUUGCUUGAAUUUCUCUACACAUCAGAAUUUUUUGUCUAUAAGAAUGAGAUACCUCUAGUUUUAGAGGCUGCAAAAUUUCUAGACAUUAUAGAUGCAGUUAAGUUGCUAAAUAAUGAAAAUAUUUCUAAUUUUCCUUCUGAAAUAACUGAAAAGGCAUCACCAGCAGAAACUCUAAGUGAAUUGGCUGGCAGGUUGUCAACUAGUCAUCAGUGCAAAUUCUGCAGUAGAAAUUUUUGUUAUAAGAAGUCUUUAGAGAAUCAUUUGACCAAAACUCACAGAUCCCUAGUAAUAGGGAAAAAACAUGGGUUAAAAAUGCUGGAAAGAGGUUUUUCAGCAAGAAGAUCAACUAGGAAUAGAAAGUGCCCUGUAAAAUUUGAUGAGGACAGUGAUAACGAAAAUGAAAGUGGUGAAAUAUCAGACAAUUUUGAUAAAGACAAUUUGGAUAAGGUCACUUUUGAUACAGAAAAGUCUGAUAAAAAUGAUUCUGAGGAUGCUGGAAGUGAGUACAAUGCAGAUGCAGAAGCACAGGAGGAGGAAAUGUCAGAUGAAUACUCUGAAGGGGAAGAACAAAGUGACAAAGAACAUAACAAUGCAGAAGAAGAGCCUGAAACUGCUGAUUCCAUAGGAAAUAUUCAUGAAGGGUUAACUCCAGUGGUCAUUCAGAACAGUAACAAAAAAAUAUUGCAGUGUCCUAAGUGUGAUAAAACAUUUGACCGAAUAGGAAAGUAUGAAAGUCACACCCGUGUUCACACAGGUGAGAAGCCUUUUGAAUGUGAUAUUUGUCAUCAACGGUAUUCAACAAAAUCUAACCUAACUGUUCACCGAAAGAAGCACAGCAAUGAAACAGAAUUCCAUAAAAAGGAACAUAAAUGUCCUUAUUGCAAUAAACUUCAUGCAAGUAAGAAGACUCUAGCUAAACAUGUUAAAAGAUUUCAUCCAGAGAAUGCACAAGAAUUUAUUUCCAUCAAGAAGACUAAAAGUGAAAGUUGGAAAUGUGAUAUUUGUAAGAAGUCAUUUACUCGAAGACCACACUUGGAGGAACAUAUGAUUCUUCAUUCUCAAGACAAACCUUUUAAGUGCACCUAUUGUGAAGAACAUUUCAAGUCACGAUUUGCACGAUUAAAACACCAAGAAAAGUUUCACCUGGGUCCAUUUCCAUGUGAUAUCUGUGGUCGCCAAUUCAAUGACACUGGAAAUUUGAAACGACACAUAGAAUGUACUCAUGGUGGAAAGAGAAAAUGGACUUGUUUUAUAUGUGGAAAAUCAGUAAGAGAAAGAACUACUUUAAAAGAACAUCUGAGGAUUCAUAGUGGAGAAAAACCCCAUUUGUGUAGUAUUUGUGGGCAGAGUUUUCGCCAUGGGAGUUCAUACAGACUUCACUUGCGAGUCCAUCAUGAUGAUAAGAGAUAUGAAUGUGAUGAAUGUGGAAAAACGUUUAUUCGUCAUGACCAUCUUACAAAACACAAAAAAAUACAUUCAGGUGAAAAAGCUCACCAGUGUGAAGAAUGUGGAAAAUGCUUUGGCCGCAGGGAUCACCUCACUGUUCAUUAUAAAAGUGUUCACCUUGGUGAGAAAGUGUGGCAAAAAUAUAAAGCAACAUUUCACCAGUGUGAUGUUUGUAAGAAAAUUUUUAAAGGCAAAUCAAGUCUGGAAAUGCAUUUUAGGACACAUUCAGGUGAAAAGCCUUACAAAUGUCAGAUUUGCAAUCAGUCUUUUAGAAUUAAGAAAACUUUAACAAAACACAUGGUUAUUCAUUCUGAUGCUCGACCCUUCAACUGUCAGCAUUGUAAUGCCACAUUUAAGCGAAAGGACAAGCUGAAGUACCAUAUUGACCAUGUACAUGGAAUAAAAUCUCCAGAUGAACCACUAACUACUUCUGAGGAGAAACUUGUAUCCUUACCAAUAGAGUAUGCUCCUGAUGGGAAAGGUUACCAAACAGAAACUAAACAAUAUAUGGACCGGCCGAAAUAUCAAUCAGAAUCCAAAACAAUAUUACCAAAUGUUCCUAAUGAAGUCUGUGUUCCAGUAACAUUGGUUCCAGUCCAGAUGCCAGAAACUCAGAAUGAUAUGGUGCACCAUACCACUGCACUUCCACCUCCCUCUCAGGGCAUCCUUUCUACACAGACACAACCGACCGAUUAUCCACGAGCAACAGAUUUGGCAUUUCUGGAAAAAUAUACUCUCACUCCUCAGCCUACAAAUAUAGUUCAUCCAGUUCGACCAGAACAAAUGCUUGAUCCUAGAGAUCAGUCUUAUCUUGGAACAUUACUAGGUCUUGAUAACACUACAACUGUACAAAAUAUUGCUAAUAAUGAGAGGCACUCAUGAUGAGACCUAAACAUUCCACAAUAUUUUAAUGGCUAAAUGCUGAUUGCAAGCAGUAGCUGAUAGCUAUUAAAUUAAUAGGGCUACUAUGGUUUGCAUUUGCUCUGACCUCCAAGAUUCUGUGUAUAGUUUAAGAUCAAAGAAAACAUUAUGUGGACAUAUUUUGAUGCAUAAUAUUUAAAGUGUAUAUCUUAUAAUUUUAAAAUAUUUUAGAUUUAAUUUUUAAUAGUUUCUUAGCUAUAGUUUUUUAGAGAUUACAUAUAGGAAUUUUUAGAUAUAUUUUUGUCCUCUUGGUUCUUUUUCAUCUCAUUCUUCCUUACUUUUCUCUUCAUUUUUCUUCUUCAGCCCCAAGUUAAAAAAAUUUUUUUUCCAUUUUAACAAGCCUUUAAAGGAACUAUAAAUGAAUGUACUGAUAGCUAUCAGCUUUUUUUUUUUGUCCCAGCCUGAAAUUCAUAUGACCUUGUUCCAAAUGCAUGUUUUUCUUAUUAGAAUCAUGCAUCUAAGUUUAUUUUUAAAAAUACUUAAAAACGUGUUUUAGUUUUCAUAUUCAGCAAGUAUUUCUCAUUGAACUUUUUGACAGUCUGAAAGUAAAAAAAGAGUAGACUAAUACUAUAGGGUCAGGCAGUAAAUAAUGUGUGGAGAUAUAAACAUGAUACCUCAGUUAUCCAAGAUUAAAAAAAAUAUAAAAGAAGGGUAACAUUCUAUAUCUAGAGUUUUUCUUUGAGGCUUAAAUUUAUUAUUUAGAUUUUUACCAUUGAAUGCCUUAUUUGUUAAAAUUAGCUUCUGGCUUGUGUCUUCAUUUCCCCAAGGGUUGGAUAAUGAAAUUUCUUUAAUUAGGAGUAGUCAAGAUACCUUUGGAGAAACACUGUGGUAUAAUAGAAAGAACAUUGGAUGGGCAGUUAAGAGUCUGAAUUAAAUUUUGACUUUGCUUACUACUACAUGUCCGACCUCAGUUAAGUUAUUAGCCCUCAGUUUCCUGAUCUGAAAAUUGGGGUGAGUGUGUUGGGGUGGGGGGUGAGGGAUCAGAGUAAGUAUUAGGAUUAGCUAGAUGAUCUCUAAGGUCUCUUCCAUAUUGAAUAUUACGAUCCUGUGAUUCUACUUAUCUUGGAUAAUUGAGGCUAAAGUAGUGAACCUAGAUUUUUCAUAUGUAACCAAAAAGAAAAAAAAACUUAAUGACAAAUUCUAAAAUUUGUGGUCUAGUCUACUGAAUGUUACUUUCCCCUUAUUAAAGGCAAACAGAAAUAUCACUUGUACAUCAUAAUUUAUAUAUUUUUAAAAAUCAUCAGAUUUCAAUUUUGAUUCCUUUAUGCUUAGUAUCCAUUACUGUCUUUUUUGUCAUUGGGAAAUAAGGAGGGAAGAAUAUCAGUUACAGUAGAAAUUUUGCUUAAAAUGGUUUAUUAUUUCAAAAUAAUUGAUGGGGACCCCCUAGGGCCAAGUAAGUUGGUAAGCUUGAAUUAUAGAGUGUUUUAAAAAUAAUACAGUGCUAUUACUUUCAAAUAGAUAUAGAAACGAGUUAAAAAAUGUUGCCUAGUAAAUCUCCUUGGAUAAAAUUCUUUAAGGAAUAAGUAAAAUGUAUCUAAAUGUGGUAGGCAUGAGUAGGUUGCAUCAGUUAUCAAUGAAGAAUUUUGCAAAAAAUGGCAUAAUGGAAACAGAUGAACAGAAAAAGGAUGAUGAAUUAAUCAUAUAGUGACAAAUGAUAUGGGCCAUGCGCUGGAGAUGUUAUAAUUGAUAGAGCAUUUUUAUGUAAAUGUAAGUAAAAUAUUGGAGGCUAUUUUUAAAAAUUGCAAUAGUUUAAAGUUUUUUCUCACCAUUAUUGUAGUAAUGACUUAGUAGCAAACUACCAGAUUUAUCAUAGUAGAAGGUCCAAGAAUAUUCUUUAAUUAAAGUACUAGAAAAACUUGAGGUAUUUUACCAGAGUGCACCUAAAUAGAUGUGCCUACUUAAGAAGAUUCAGAAAAAAAACGAGAGAAUUAAAGCAGAAAACUAAAAUGCCAUUUAUAUGCUCCUCUCUUGCCUCUAGCCCCAAUUUUUCCUUCAGCAGGUUUGGUGAUAAUUACAUUCAACUAUUUUAAUUUAUCUUAUUUUUAAAAGCCUUUCUUCUGACUAUGGGAACAAAUUUGUAUUUGAGAAUUGGAUACAGGUACUUUCAGUUUGAAAUUAAAUUAUAAAAUUCAUUCUUAAUUAUAAAAUAAGGGAUUUGGGGAGAUAGUCUAAAAGGGUCUCUUCAAGCUUCAACAAUAUGUGAUUUUGUGAUUUAAAUAGAUUUCUUAAUAUUAAAUUGACUCAUUAUAACAAAGAUAUAUUUGUUGAUUUUAACUAAAAUAUUAUUGCAGAAACAAAUCACAUCUUUAGAUUUGUCCUUAACUUAUAGGCAUUUGAAGUUUUAAAAAGAAGGUGAUUUUUUUUUAAGAUUUUACAUUAUUAAGGACUUUUUUGCUUCCUUAAAAUUUUUGCAACUAGGUUUCUUUUAAUAACUUCCCCAAAUGCUUUAAAAAUAUUAUAUUUUACAAUAAUUUUAUUUACAUGAAACUUGUGCAAAUUGAAGCACAUAGAUCUCUUUACAAUUUUGUGAAAAUACCUUUUGUUUGUACAGUGCUUUACAAUUAAUAGGAUCAAAUUAUCUCAUUUAAUAAUCUCAAUACAUUAUCUUAAUUACUUCUCACAAAAGCCCUAUAAUAUAUUCAGGGCAGUUAUGUACAAUCCUUCCUUUUAUUUUACUUAGGGUAAAUAAAUUGGCAAAGAAAGGCAAACUCAUUGUCCCAAAGCCUCUGUCAAAUGACUGAAUGAGAACUAAUGUAUUCUGAUGCCUUUUCUGGUUGGUUCUCUUUCCACUGUACCAUGCAAAGAUGUUCAUUAUGUUAUUUGCUGCUUCAUGUUCCCUAGAGUUCGAAGGAAUCCAAAAAUUACUGAAAGUCUUACAGAUUUGGGGAAACUGAACAGACUCACAUUUAAAAUCUUGUAGCCCAGAAGAAAUUAAAUGAUGUUGGCAUUUGAUGGCUGUUCUACUGUUUCAGAUAUCUAGAGGCUUUUUUGAGAGAUGCUACAUUAAAUAUAAUAUUACUAUAACCAUGGCAACAUUUUUGAUUCCUGCAUCUGUUUAACUUCAGAAAUUUGUAUUACAGAAACACAGCCUACCUUUUAAGUUCAUUCAUUCAUUCAUCCAUCUAAGAAAAAUUAGCACUUAAUUAGCAUUGUAAGUUGACUUUUAUCAUGUGGAAAAAUUUGUCAAUAUAGUUGAUUCUGACUUUAAAACACCAAAGAUCCUAGUAGAUAUUAAAUAGGAUGGAGAGAACUUAAAUUCUACAUUAUUUGAAUAAGGACUUGUCCAAAGAAGCACAGUUGAAGUCCUAGUUUACUGUUGUGUUUUUUUUUUUUUUAAAUGUUUGGUACCAGUAGUGAGGAUUAGCAUGAAAUAUAUUUGUGUGUCUGAGUGUGUAUGUGUUUUUUCUGUGAAAAUAAGAGCAGAAGAUACUUGGGGGAAUUAUACACAUACAUAUGCUAAUAUACUCUACAAAAUAUAUCAGGUAAAAAUGAUAAGAGUUUAAUUCAAGUAAUUUAAAUAUCUCUUAAAUGGACACUAUCAAAUGCUAGUUUGCAAGUUUAUUUUUUGUAUUCCAGAUGAAAAAAAAAAUACUUUUUACUAUUUAAAAUCUCAAUUGAAGUUAUUUUCUGCUUUUUGAAUAGAAUAAAAUUAGGGCUUACAUUUUUGAGGGGUUUUUUUUGACCAAUUUAGAAAGGAUAGUAACCAAUAAAAUUAAAGUUGUAAAUUUGGAAGUUACUCAGAAGUUUAGUUCUGGGUUAAAUUGAAAUAGCAAAAAAAAAAAAAAAAAAAAAAAAAAAGAUUUUAGAAUAAGCCUAAGUGGUUUUUAAAAUUGGUGUUUUCUUCAUUGUUUUCUGUCUUAGUAGUAGAUAAAGAACUACCUCUGAGCUAGGAAGAUUGGGCCAAAAUCCUGCCACUGACACAUAAUUGAAUUGGACAAAUCACUUAACCCCUUAUAUCUAACCCCUUGUAUCCCAGGCAAUUUUUCAGGACUAUAAUUUGCAGAACACUUGUCGAUCUAUGUUGAGUAGAGGGAAUUUUCUUACUGGGAGAUCCUCAUAACCCCCAUAGGAUAUUUCACCUGAAACAACAAGUCUAACCCAAAACAAAGAUGGAUAGAUCACAAACUUAGUAUAUUAUAUUCCUUGUCAAUCUGGCAAAUUUGGACAAAUAUUGCUGUAAUGUGGCUGUUUAAUAACAUUAUAAUAAGCUGGUUAUUUAUAAAUUGUUAGUAAAGGACUAAGGAAUAAAUAAAUAGCUUUGGUUUUCACAGGAUGAUUACUAAAAACUACAAAAUUAUACUGCUUAGUAUUUAUUAGUUAUAAACCUGUGCAUUUCUGCUACCAAAUUAUUGUACUUCACUUUCAAUAGAAGUCAGAUUUCAUAUAUAAGCUCUUUGAUAGUGUCCUUUUAAAAAUGAUUUUUUUCUUGAUUAAUUGCUAUGUGCCUUUUUGUGUAUUAUAGUUGCUGAAUGUUCCUUUUUUUUUUUUUUUUUGGUAGAUUGUAUUGGUAAAUAUGAACUAUUAUCAGUUGUCUAUCAGUAUUGUCAUGUUUUAGUGAAUUUUAUGUUUUAUCAUGUCUGCAGGUCAGACAAGAAUUUUUGCAAUUUAUCUGAGGUUUCUGUAAGUAGAUGGGCACCAAGUGCUACCACUAAAAUUCAUUUUUAUGAUUUCAACAUCAUGAUUUCUAUCUGAAUUAUAACCUUAUAGGUACCAUGAAUCUACCUAAGAGGCAUCUUUCAAAGGUAGUGUUCUAAAUUUUUUUAAAAUCUUUUUUAAAGUUCAUCAGAUGGUCUGUUUAUCAUAAUUUAAUAGUUUUAAACUUAGCAACUACCCUACAGACCAUCUUGAUCGAUCUGAAAUGGGAAAGGGAAUUAGGUUUUGAAAUUGUGGUUUUUUUUUUAGGUGUAGCAAUAUCCAUCAGUCAGACAACUUGAGUUGAUAAGCUCAGGAAAAAAAUAGAAAUCUUUGUAAAUGCUAGUGACUGAAUUAUUUUGUGAUCAGUGCCAAAUUUAAAAUCUUCCUAAACAAUCUCUGUGUUUAUUCAGGAAAAGUAGAAUUUUUCAAAAAUAUAAACAUGUUUAAAUAAACUCCUUGUUACUUAAGUUGAAACAUGGAUAGUUUGUGGGAAUUGUGCAUGUAUAUUAAAGUACAGAAAUUCUUAUAUUCUCAUCUUUUUAGUACGUUAUUCAUUUGUGUCUUGACAUACAUAUUUUUCUUAGCUUUUUCUUUUACUGUAAAAUAAUAAGUACAGUCUCUGCUUUUCCUCACUCAGAAAUUUAAAAGCACUAGAAAAAAAGAGGAUUAUAGGAGUUGGGUAGUUCAGAUUUGGUAGAGAUAAAUAAUGAAUAGUGAUUUUUAAAGACUUCAGCUAAUACAAAUCCAAAAAUAAUUUAGAACCACACCCAAUAGACACAGUAGUGGAUAUUGAUCUCUUCAUUUACUUAUGGAAAAAUAAAUUAUGGUUGCAUUCAGAGUCAAGAUGAAUCAUAAGCAAUUGUCAUAGUUAAAAAAUUUGUUGAUUUUUUUUUUUCUCCCUUAAAAAUUACCCAUUUUCAAGUGCAUAAAUCUUUUUUGGGAAGUAUGAUUAGAUUAAAAUGGAAUUUUGAGUAAUUUAAUUUAAAUAGUUUCUAGAACAUGUUUUUGAUGCAAGAAAUAUAUAUAUAUCUGAUUGUUUUUCUUCCUUGCCUUAUGUACCUGAUUGGUUAAAAUGACAGAAAGAAAUGCUCUGAUGUAAUCAUGAAUCUAUUUUUAUUCUCCAGUAAUAGAAUGUUGCUGGGUUUUUUUUUUUUAUGAUAUAAUAAAAUAUGUUUAAGAACUGCCAAAAAGAAAGUGUAGAGAUAGACCUGAAUUUAAUGGCCCCGUCUCCAUGUUUUACGGUGAAUGUUGUAGCAAAAGGGAUUUAUGAUUUCUGUAAGUUGAAAAUACUUGAUAAUUUCUGACUUAACUUGCAGGCCUCCAUUAUAAACUUUGUUUGAAAUUCAUUUAAAACUUUUUUUAAAAAAUAAAAAAGGCAGAGUCAAAUUAUAAGGCAUAUCUAAAGCUACUGUUUUGUCAACUAUGUAAACAUCUUGUGAAUUUUGUAGAUAUUUAGAUUGUCUUAUGUGUAUGUGUCUUUAGCAAAAACUAUUUGCCUUUCUCUGAAGAAUAGGAAGUGUACUGUAUAUUUAAAUCAAUCCUUUGUUUUACUUCGGAAUUUAAAAUAAAUUUGGGAUUUUUUUUUAAU